Molecule: messenger RNA, 453 nt
Organism: Necator americanus (New World hookworm)
Lineage: Eukaryota; Metazoa; Nematoda; Chromadorea; Rhabditida; Ancylostomatidae
Exons: 5
Coding region: 1-453 (150 amino acids)
Source: RefSeq, a predicted model, not a curated record
AUGGACAAUUUCGACGUUGGAUUCCUUUCAAUAGUACGUAAUAUUCGGGAAGUUUACUGUUACCGAGAAUGGCAGCAUGCCAACAAUAGUCUGAGCACUAAUCUGCACACUGGUGGUGACGUUUUAAAGCGUCGUUUAUCUAGCGAUAAAGUAGAUCACAUGAUGGAAGAAGAACUUGUUCGUGCUGAAAUUCGUCUUCAGGAUUCAAAGGGUACGGAUGCGGCUGGUGUUUCAUCUGGUAUAACUGGUGGUAUAAUGGGUGCUAUACGAAGAACAUCAGGCGCAUUUGCAAAUACGCUACACCAGGUGGUAGGCACAGGCCAACCGGACCAAGCGAACGCAGCCCCCAAGAUACCAUCGAAUGAACCGUCAACUGGACAGCAGGGCGGAGAACGCAGGAUGUCCGACAUCGAACAUCUGUGGCAAACUUCACGGCAAAUGCACGGAUUCUGA